This is a messenger RNA of Manacus vitellinus (golden-collared manakin), 267 nucleotides long. It is a transcript of the gene NCAPH2, whose product is annotated as non-SMC condensin II complex subunit H2. NCBI's taxonomy places the organism in Eukaryota, Metazoa, Chordata, Aves, Passeriformes, Pipridae. The record is from RefSeq and is a predicted model, not a curated record. The annotation marks the transcript as partial. The transcript is spliced from 5 exons.
AUGUCUUCCCAGAGGGAGAAGCUGCCCACCUCCCUGAGACCCGACGGCCGGGAUGAUGAUGCCACCUUCACAGACAGGCAGGAGCAGUUCCUGUCCCUGGAUGACAUCAAGGACACCAGCCAGGCCAGCGUGGACAUGAGCAGCAAUCAGCAGCCCAGUGCUGUGAACGUCGUUCCCUUGACCCCGAUGUCUCUGGUCCCCCCGGAAGAGAUGGAGAAGAAGGAAAACCCCCUGUUGAGGUGCCACCAACCCCCCAGCCACCUCUGG